This is a messenger RNA of Perca flavescens (yellow perch), 857 nucleotides long. It is a transcript of the gene dlx6a, whose product is annotated as distal-less homeobox 6a. Gene Ontology annotation, molecular function: DNA-binding transcription factor activity, RNA polymerase II-specific; RNA polymerase II cis-regulatory region sequence-specific DNA binding. Gene Ontology annotation, biological process: embryo development; cell differentiation; regulation of transcription by RNA polymerase II. Bases 1 to 741 code for a protein of 246 amino acids. The record is from RefSeq and is a predicted model, not a curated record. The transcript is spliced from 3 exons. Lineage: Eukaryota; Metazoa; Chordata; Actinopteri; Perciformes; Percidae.
AUGAUGACCAUGACUACGAUGGCUGACGGUCUGGAGGCUCAGGACUCGUCCAAGUCUGCCUUCAUGGAGUUUGGGCAGCAGUCGCACUCACAGCAGAGCUCCCCGUCGAUGGCCAGCGGCCACUACCCGCUGCACUGUCUCCACUCCGGCUCACACGCUCACCACCAGCACGACAACACCGCGUACACCGGGACCAACACCUACAACAGGUCGCUACCCUACCCCUACGUGAGCCAUCCGCACCACAGCCCGUACCUGCCAUCCUAUCACAACAACACGGGAGGACAGACAAGGUUAGACGGCACAGAGCAGCAGAAAACGACGGUGAUUGAAAACGGGGAAAUUCGAUUUAAUGGGAAAGGCAAGAAGAUUCGCAAACCUCGGACAAUUUAUUCCAGUUUGCAGCUUCAAGCACUGAACCACCGUUUCCAGCAAACACAGUACCUCGCUUUACCGGAGCGCGCCGAGCUGGCUGCCUCUCUAGGACUGACACAAACCCAGGUAAAGAUUUGGUUCCAGAAUAAGAGGUCAAAGUUCAAGAAGCUGCUCAAGCAAGGCGGCAACCCGCACGAGAGCGACCCUAUGCCGGGCUCCAUGUCCCUCUCCCCGCGCUCCCCGACCAUCCCUCCAAUAUGGGACGUCUCGGCCUCUUCCAAAGGAGUAAACAUGCCGGCCAACAGCUAUAUGCCCGGCUACUCUCACUGGUAUUCCUCCCCACAUCAAGAUUCAAUGCAGAGAUAGACUGAUGAGACAAGAAGGUCAGUGAGCUGUCUGGAGGCCCCCGGAUCUCCGCCAUGCAGUUUCCAACGUAGCCUACAAUUUGUGUCAGCGCAGAGACUGGAUGCUGGAGUGGAGAA